UAAAUCAGCUGUAAUUUUUAUUAAAACUGCAUCUUUACUUUAAGACUUUUUUAGUUUGAUAAAUUUGAUUUCACAAAGCACUUAUUUACCGAGUUAUUAAUGCUGAUUUAUUGCAAAUUCAUUUUAGACCAAUAUGGAGUGGUGAUCCUAUAAACCGCAUAGUAAACUCGCAAUAUAGCCAAUAUACAUAAAAGAGUUAAAAACCUCUGAGGUUGUUUGUAAAAGGCAAAAAUAAAAAAAAAAACAAUUUUCCGAUACUCAUUCAAUUACCAAUACCUUAUUUUGACCACUUGCUAAUAUUAAAUUAAUUGAAUAAGAGCCAUAAUAUUUAUUUACGAGUAGAUAACUCAUGAAGAUAAGACUAUUUGAGCUGUCAAAAGCGCCAUGUAAACGACUAAUUACAAAAAUAUCACAAAAUAUCAAAGGUGUGUAUAUAUGGACAUAUGACAGUUCUUAAAUCCACACUGAAACCAACAACUGCAACGCAAACAAACCUAUAAGAGAAGAAAUAUGCUCACAUACUGCCAAGCAGUACAAACAAACCAAACCUCAGGCCACAGCAAAUGGUAAUUAAAAUCAACUCAAACUGAUACAAAUCGCUUGUAAAUACGACAAGGAACGAAAGUAAAUGUAAACAGAAAGCAUGAGUAAAAAUAUACACAUAUAAAAGUAAUACAGCUAGAUUUAUGCUAUAAAUAAAAAUAAAAGUCAGUUCAGCAAAGAUCCCAUCACAAGGCAAUUCUCAAAGCUCCAUUUGCUGCCGUAGCGUAAAGGUCGAGUUAGCCCCAAUCGAAAAUGCAUAAACAAAUAUCAUCACAUACUAAAACAGCCGAAAACAAAAAAAUAUGCACCAAAGCUAACCACAUAACCCUCCUCUAAUGCCAUCAAACGAUUACGACAAGCCGCUUGAAACAUUGACACACAAGAACACUUGGCGCUUAGCUCGAUAAGCGAUUUUCGAUUGCGCUCAACAAUUCAAUUAAGGCAAUUGAAAGGCAUAUCUACGCACAGCCAAAAAUAUAGAAAUCGAUAUGACUGCAAGCACCUUAGCCUUAACUUGACAACGUGACAAAAGCUGUCCCAAUACACCGACGCCAACGAUACAGAGUGAGUGGGGUCGAAGAAAAAAUCUUGUAAAUAUAUAUGUAUGUAUGUGUGUAUGUAUGUAGCAUGACCAAAGACGUUUAACGGAUGCCGCGAAAAAAAUUACGCUAAUUGGCCAGAUGAAAGCACGACACAGCACUAUAGAGACCGCCGAGCUGUAAAAAAAAAACAAACCUUCGCGAAGAAGGGAAAAAAUAAGCGCAGCCGAAAUGUAUGCAAUGCAGAGAGUGUAAACAAAAGCAACGUGUAGGCACCCGCGACUCUAUCUGCUAGUAAGCUGUACUAAGAAUGUAAGUGAAGGAAUGGGCUUGGGGGACACAAUUAGCAAAUCGUUACAUCAAGGCUUACAGUUGAAUGAUUAUAUGUAAAUUGGAUUAAAGCGAUGCAAUUAUUUAAGGCAAUUAAAAAUAAACAAACUAAAGCUGCGUACGUGUGUCGGCCGCUCUCACAGAAGAAUGAGAGCAAAUAGUAUGUGGUGGUAGAUUUGAGUGAGAGCAUGAACUCAUAUGCAAGUCCCAUAUGCUACAGCCGAAGCAUGCACUCAAAAACUCAAAAUAAACAAAGAUAAGCGUAUAUUUAGGCGCAAAAGCAUGAGUAGCAAAAGCGAGUUGACAGUUCAGAAGUUAAAGAAAUAGUUCAGCAAACUGAAAGCUAAAAGGAAAAUGAUGCAAUUUUUGGUUUUCCCCAGGACAAGAAUCACUUAAAUAAUAUUGUUAAAUAUUUAUUUAUAAAAAAAAUUUAAAACUAAAUAAUUUGCUGCUGAUAAACUUUCUCAUUAAAUCAAAUAAUCAAGUUCAAAAGUUUAUUUCAUUAUUAAACCUUCUAACCAUAAUUUACAGUUAUAAGCCUAUUAAGGGCUACAGAAAGAGUAAGAAAAAUAACAAUAAAGCAUCAAAACACCAACGACAUUCAUAUUAUAAUUUUCCACGCUCUUAACUCUCAAAUAUUUUCUUAUGCACUCUGCUCAGAAUCACUCAUAUCUGUUGCUCUCCCACUCGCCACCCAUGUCGGCAUCGGCUCUCUGUUUACAUACAAGAGCAGUCGUCAGCCGCAAGCACAUUGCCACAUAGCGGCAAACUGCAGUUAAUCCCACAAAUUGGUCCAAAAUAUGGAAAUUUACACUCGUGCAAAUAUAGACUUUUGGGAAUGAAAUGGGUAGCGUGGCUGCUCAGCACAAGGUUUGGGAGUGAAAUGCAUGAGUUUAUAUUUAUGGAUGUGUGUUUGUGUACUGUCGACGUUUGGCAUUUUGGAAACCAAAAGAGACACCAAUUAUAACAGUGAAAUAUGCGUACUCAAAUACGGACAUACAUACAUACACGCUCACACAACAUAAAAGGACGAAAGGCAGUACGAAUGACAGCCGACCGACCGACCGACCGACCGAGCGACAGCUGAACGACUGCAUGCAUGAUGAUGAUCAACUACACUGCCGGUCAACCAGCCCACCAUACAGCCAGCAAGCUUGCUUGCUUGCCUGUACGCCUGAAUGUAUGCUUCACUCGAUGAGCUAUAAAUACGCGCGCGCAAUUACGGCUAUAAAUCAGUUUAAAUGGUAUUUCGAACGCGUGCGGACUAAAAACAGUGCUGUAAUAAUAACAAUACGUAAUACACAACUAAUUGGCCAAUUAAAAUUUACAUCGAAUAUUGUAUAAAUACUCAAGAAAAUAUUUUUCCUACGCACGUCUUUUCGGAUUUUAACAACUCCCGCGCACACAAAUAGUAGUAUUGCUGUUGCCUGUGGUGCGUGUGUGUAAAAAUGUUCACCAAUUGGCUAACGGGUACGACUGGCUCGAAUAGUGGCACUAUUAACGGUAAUUGCGACACGCCAACGGCCGGUGGCAACGGUAAUGCAAAUCCAGAGUCCGCUACACUACCAGUUGGUAACGUCGCCGCGGCUGCUGCUGCUGCCGCCGCAGCUUCUGGGUCUGUGGCGUCUAGCAUUAUGUCCACACCACCUGAUGUCGUGCUCGAAGUAGGUCCCGCUGGACCGACCAGUGUACGCUUUGUAGCGCACAGCAUUGUGUUGGGCAUGCACAGCGGCUAUUUACGCUCUGCCAUACGGCUAGAUGAGAAUGCGACCAUUGUUGGCGCGGGCAACGAGCUUGUUUUAUAUCUGGGCAAUGUGACCGCCGAGCAAUUUGGGCCGUUGCUCACAUAUAUGUACACCGGGUAUUUAGAUUUGAAUAUGGACAAUAUUUUUGGUGUGCUACUAGCCACACAUGUGCUGCAUAUGCCGCGUGCAUUAGAAAUUUGCCGUUCCUUUUUAGCACGAGCUCAAUCCGAAGGUUAUUUAGCCAGCAAUCCAUUGACUGCCCAGUUAGCAGGUGCUGCAAACUCAAAUUCUAAGAUCAUACGCCCCAUACCCAGUAAGGCUACUCUGCCUAAUUUCGGUUUUAUACCGCUCGCAACAACGCAUCAGCUUCCACAGCCACAAACUGCUGUGGCGUCCAAUAGCAGCGAAAACUUCAAGCAGUUGCCGCAGGCAUACGAAACCGAGCCAACACUGGCUAUGCGCACUCGCUGUAUUGGGAUAUUGCGUCCACCGAGCAGCUUAGAAAUCGACAUUGACCGUACAUCGCCUAUGCAACAUACGGAUGCUGACGACGAUGACGAAGACGUUGAAGUCUUUAUCGACAACAACACAGAGUCUGAUGCAGACGCUGAACUUGACUGUGCCAUUUCUGUGACUUCGCACUCCUCGCAGCGCGAUGGAGACACGGUCGACAGCAAGCAUGAGCAACGUGACAACAAGGAGGAACAUGAAAUUAUCUUAACUAUCGCUGAAGCACCAGUGACGCUAGCUAAAGCGCGUUCCGAACGAGACAAAGAAAUAGCGCGAACUGCUCGUAACAAGUCGACAACAGCAGUGAACGACGGAAUAUCCGUACACAAUACAAGCAAACGUGAUCGACGUAGGCCAACGCGUACACAUCACAAGUCGGGAGGUUCGCGCGCGUCUGGCCUACAAGUUGCCAAAGCUCCCAUACCAGCUUCGCAACUAGAUAAUAAUGAAAGCUCUAAAGUAAUCAUUGAUGUCGCAAGUUGUGAUGGUCCCGUGCGUUUCAGACGCAUCCUCAACACAGCAUAUGGUCACAAGCCGGAGGACUACGCUGUAAUGCCGGAGCGCACACAACAAAGUGUAUCUCUCUCCUUCCAUCAACAAAUGGCAAAAGCGAUCAGUCAUCACCGGCAACUCGCCACAGCCAAUGAAGAGUCCGAAAAUAGUGAGUCCAGCGGCGGUGGUGGCAACACUAUGAGCGGUGCUGGUGGUGGCUCUGCCAAUGGCAAGCACAAUAAGAACGCUGGCAACGAAAUUUAUGUGUGUGUCUAUUGUAAGCACACAUUUAAGUCGCAAUAUUGCUACCAGAAGCACGCCAAGCGGCAUCUCAAUCCGCUCAGUCUCAAUUGUGCGGCGGCCGCCAAUCUCGCUGCAGCUACAGAUAUAGUCGAAAAAGCAACAACAGCAGCUAAGUCUGCGCCAAAUGCUGGCGGUAGUUAUGAUUUAUCAAGUAGCGCUGGUAUUCCAACACCAAUCUUGACAAGCAAACAAAGCGCGUGCGAAUUGCUACGCCGUGAAGUGCGUCCGCUGGACAUGAACGUGCAAUACUACCCGUGUAAGACAUGUGGCAGCAAAUUUCCCAGCUAUUACUUCGUCCACAAACACCGGAAGAUGUGCCAUGCCGAGGAGGAGGCCGCAGCGGCGGCCGAGGCGGCGAACAAACGCGAAAACGGUACGGGAAAUGGCGCUACAGGAAACGGACGUGAAAGCAAGCGUGAAAAAUCAUCAGAAGAACCUAUGGAUUAAUAUCAAUGCAUGGCUAGAGAUUCGCGGAAAAACAUUUAAUUACGAGAAUGGCAGUUGAUUCCAAAUCAGGAGCAAAAUUGGUUGUUUGCAGUAGUUUGUAAAACAAUUUUAAUGAUAAAGCAAAUACUUAGCAAAAGAUCACAACAAAAAAAAAAAACAAAUAAGUACGAACACACGAAUUUAAUUACCAAUUUAAUUAAUCUCAAAUGUAAAUAAACUUAAUUCAGCACAAAUUAAAUAAAAAAACGAAAGAUAUGUAGAAAAAGCACUGAAAAACUGAGGGAAGAAAAACAAACAAAGAAGAAAUAAAGAAUAAUGAAAAAUCCAGCAAUUUCUUGUUAUUUACAUUUGAGGUAACCAUCUAACAGCUAGUAUGUCAAAAAAAGAAAGGUGAGGGGUGUCCAUUUGCAACCAAG
This is a messenger RNA of Zeugodacus cucurbitae (melon fly), 5325 nucleotides long. RefSeq lists its product as uncharacterized. Gene Ontology annotation, molecular function: RNA polymerase II cis-regulatory region sequence-specific DNA binding; DNA-binding transcription factor activity, RNA polymerase II-specific; protein binding. Bases 2861 to 4909 code for a protein of 682 amino acids. The transcript is spliced from 2 exons. Gene Ontology annotation, biological process: regulation of transcription by RNA polymerase II. NCBI's taxonomy places the organism in Eukaryota, Metazoa, Arthropoda, Insecta, Diptera, Tephritidae. The record is from RefSeq and is a predicted model, not a curated record.